This is a messenger RNA of Halichondria panicea, 1689 nucleotides long. Its product is annotated as splicing factor 3A subunit 3-like. The coding region runs from base 79 to 1602 and encodes 507 amino acids. NCBI's taxonomy places the organism in Eukaryota, Metazoa, Porifera, Demospongiae, Suberitida, Halichondriidae. The transcript has 11 exons. The record is from RefSeq and is a predicted model, not a curated record. Gene Ontology annotation, biological process: mRNA splicing, via spliceosome. Gene Ontology annotation, molecular function: zinc ion binding; RNA binding. Gene Ontology annotation, cellular component: spliceosomal complex; nucleus.
CGUGUGGUGCGCACUAAUAAGAGUAUAUACUGCUAUUAAACGUACAUCCAAUUCCAAAUCUUUAUCGCAUGCUGAGAAAUGGCUAACGAGAGUGUGAUCGAGGUACAGAGGAAGCUUCAUGAGGAAAGAGAGAGAAUAGAGGGCGCCAUUGCCAAAGAAAUGUUCCUCAGAAAGUCCAAUGUUCGUGAUCAGAUCAAUAGUGAGCAUCGUAUUAGAGAUUUGUGCGAUCGAUCGCUGAAUGCUGCAGAGAGAUUGGGUGAUAUCUACCAGGACAGAGACGGGCUUCGUUCUGAGGAGCUAUCAGCUGUGGGGGGUCCUGACGAGUUCACAGAGUUCUAUAGACGACUCAAGGGCAUUCGUGAUUACCAUAAUCGCCACCCUAACGAGAUAGAAGAACCCAUGGCAACAGAGUUCAAUAAACUAGACCAGCAAAGAAACAACCCACCAGAAGAAUUACAACAUCUUGUUGAGUUUACUGAUGAGGAGUCGUAUGGCAAGUUCCUAGAUCUUCAUCAGCUCUAUGAUCGUUAUAUCAACUUGAAGGGUGUGGAGAAGACGGACUAUCUCUCUUAUCUAGGGACCUUUGAUCGUCUGUUUGAGAUACCUAGAGAUAAGAAGAGCAGUGAAUAUAAGAAGUACCUAGUAGAGCUGGGGGAGUACUUGAGGGGCUACCUGGAGCGUGUCCAUCCUCUCACAGAUCAAGAGUCACUACUGGAGGAAGUGGCCAGAGAGUUUGAGGAAAGAUGGGCUGCAGGAAACUUCCCUGGAUGGAGGCGUGACAUUGGUGGCAGUGCAAUGGCUAAAGUGUCUGGAGCAGCUCUGGACCUCUCUGCCUUCUCCUCUCCUGAGGAACUGAUGAGCUUGGGCCUGGAUAGACUCAAGUCAGCUCUGACUGCCCUAGGUCUCAAGUGUGGAGGCACACUGGAGGAGCGUGCUCAGAGGCUGUUUCGUACAAAGGGGAUUCCCCUGAGGCAAUUAGACCCCUCUCUGUUCGCCAAGAGCAAAGGUCUUGGUCACCAUGACGACAAGAAGCAACGUGAUAUUGCAUUUAUUGAAGCCCAAGUGUACAAGUAUGCAGAGCUACUAGGAGAGCAACGAGCAGCAUCUCGUGAGAAUGUUGAGCGUCGACUAGCACGCACUGCAGAUGAGUUAGCAGAGGAAGAGGGGAGUGAUGAUAGUGACCUUAGUGAUGUGGGGGACGCUAGCGAUGAUGAGGAGACUGUUCCCUAUAAUCCCAAGAACCUGCCACUGGGAUGGGAUGGAAAGCCAAUACCUUACUGGCUGUACAAGCUACACGGUCUCAAUCUCUCCUAUACUUGUGAAAUAUGUGGCAAUGCUAUUUACAAAGGACCCAAAAACUUCCAAAGACAUUUCUCUGAGUGGCGUCAUGCUCAUGGUAUGCGUUGUCUUGGUAUCCCCAACACAGCCCACUUUGCCAACGUAACAGCUAUUGCAGAUGCCAUGGCUUUGUGGGAGAAGCUGAAAGAUGCUAAGAAUGUUGAGCGCUGGGCGGCCGAGGUGGAGGAAGAGUUCGAGGACACAUGGGGAAAUGUGGUCACUAAGAAGACUUAUGAAGAUUUGAGGAGACAAGGACUUCUAUGAACUAUGUACUCUCUCUAUUAUCAUGCAUGCAUCUUGUUGAUGAUUGUACUUACACUCCCUUGAUGAAAUUUGACCUGUUUCUUCUCA